GACUCACCACCUGGCCGAGUCUAUCUUCGUCGUCUUCUCCCCAGACCGGCACAGUCAUCGUCUGCUUCACGCUCAGGAACCGUCCAGAGGUUCUAUUUGGGUCCAGACGCGGAUGCAGGUGCCAUACGUCAUUACAUAAUCACCGCGGCGCCUUCCUCUGCCUGUGUCUGCUGCCUCCGCCACCGACACUUCGCCCUCGACCGCUGCACAUCCAUACCACCCGUCGAUACAUUGUCGCUCCCGCCACUCGCAUAUUCUCGCACCCGUACACUACAGAGAUAUACAAGGAGGCUCCGCCUUUCAGCAGCAGGCGGCCGCCACGAUGCCACCCAAACGCAAGCUCGCGCAGACGGCAGCAGACGCAGAGGCCGAGGAUGGCUGGGACGACAACGAUGAGGGCCCCAUGAGUGACCAGGAGACGUUCGACCAGCUCAAAGAGGAGUUCGACGUCAAGGCCAUGACAAAGCGAGCGCGCGCUGGUAGGGUCAGAGACGCCGCAGCCGAUCUCUUCAGGAAGUCGGACCAGUGGAGUGCGAUGCUGAAGCCCGACCAUCACAAUCGCCCGCUCUGGGUCAACGACGCGGGCGGCAUCAUCCUCGAGUCCUUCCACCCCCUCUUCGAUGAGGCCCAGGACUUUUUGAUCAACAUCGCCGAGCCGCAGUCGCGUGUCUCCAAGAUGCAUGAGUACCAGCUUACCACCCACAGCCUCUUCGCCGCCGUUAGUGUCGGCCAUUCCAAGCAGGAGAUUAUAGAAAAACUCGACCGCUACUCCAAGACAGCUCUGUCCGCCGCCAUCACACAGUUUGUCGAGAAGUCCACCUCCGCCUUCGGCAAGGCCAAGAUCGUGCUGAAGAAGACACUGUCGUACAUUGAGAGUGAGGACCCUGCCAUACUACAGAAGCUUUUACGCGAUCCUGUAGUCGCCGAGUGUCGCGCAGAUUCAACAGACGGUCUCAUCAAGGAGGCCGCCCCUAAGAUUGGUCAGAUGGCUAUUCCGGGUACCAAGCUCGCUGCUGGUGCGAACAACAUGGCACAGCAGCAACAGCCAGAAGCUGUACAGAAUCCGCCACCAAGUGACAUGGUUUCCACGCUUCGAGAAGACGAUGACGAUGACGAAGUUGCCCAAGUCCACUCGUUUCAGAUCAGAAGCGAAGAGCGCGAAAAGGUCGUCAAGCGUUGUCGGAGCAUCGGUCUGCCGCUCACGGAGGAAUACGACUUCAACAACGACGAUACCAACCCGAACCUCGAAAUCGAUCUCAAACCCCAUGCGCAGAUUAGAUACUACCAGGAAAAGGCUCUGAGUAAGAUGUUCUCCAACUCUAGAGCGCGAUCGGGCAUCAUCGUGCUGCCUUGUGGUGCAGGUAAGACUUUGGUUGGCAUCACAGCUGCCUGUGGUGUCAAGAAAUCCGUCAUCGUCCUAUGCACGAGCGCCAUGUCUGUUGUGCAAUGGCGAGCCGAGUUCAUCAAAUGGUCCAACAUCAACCCAGAAGAUGUUGCUGUCUUCACUGCGGAUAACAAGACCAGGUUUCCCCGCCAGGCCGGUAUCAUCAUCAGCACCUAUUCUAUGAUCAGUAACGCUAGGAAGCGUUCGCAUGAUGCUGAAAAGGUCAUGCAGUUUAUCCGUGAGCGAGAAUGGGGUCUACUGAUUGCCGACGAGGUGCACGUUGUACCCGCCAACAUCUUCAAGAAGGUCACAUAUGAGAUCGCAUCUCACGCCAAACUCGGUCUUACUGCUACACUGCUGCGGGAAGACGACAAGAUCGAUGACCUUAACUUUUUGAUUGGACCCAAAUUGUACGAAGCUAACUGGCAAGAGCUUUCGGAGCAAGGUCAUAUCGCCAAGGUCCAGUGCGCCGAAGUCUGGUGCCAGAUGACACCCGAGUUUUACACAGAGUGGCUCAAGCCAUCGUCCCUGCAAAAACGUGCACUACUUUCCAUCAUGAACCCCAAGAAGUUCCAAGCCUGCCAGUUCCUGAUCAAUUACCAUGAGUCCCGAGGCGACAAGAUCAUUGUCUUCUCUGAUAAUGUCUACGCACUAGAGAAGUACUCACGAAAACUGGGCAAGGCAUACAUCUACGGCGCAACACCUCAACAAGAACGUCUCCGUAUUUUGGAGAACUUUCAACAUAAUGAGCUUGUCAACACUAUUUUCCUAUCCAAGAUUGGUGACACCAGUCUCGAUCUACCUGAGGCGACAUGUCUCAUUCAAAUCUCUUCCCACUACGGUUCCCGUCGUCAAGAAGCGCAGCGCUUGGGCAGAAUCUUGAGGGCGAAGCGUAGGAACGAUGAAGGCUUCAAUGCCUUCUUCUAUUCCCUUGUUUCAAAAGACACAGACGAGAUGUACUAUUCGUCCAAGCGACAAGCCUUCCUUGUCGAUCAAGGAUAUGCCUUCAAGGUCAUCACCCGUCUUGAAGGAUUAGAGAACUUCUCACAACUGGCGUUUGCAACACCGCAAGAGCGUCGAGAGCUACUGAUGGAUGUCCUCCUUGCCCGUGAAGAAGAUGCAAAGGAGGAGAGGAUCGAGGGUGAUGCUUUCGGCACUAAGUACGCCUCCAACAAGGGCAAUAGGAAGAAGAAUGGUGUGAGGCGGGCAGCAGGCACGCUAUCCGAGUUGUCUGGUGGCCAGACCAUGGCCUACAUGGAAGUGAACAAGAGCAGAAAUAAGGAGCUCAAGGGGACCAAGGGUGUUCAGAAUGCCUUUAUGCGGAAGCUGGCUAGGUCGGGAGCUAAGAAAUAGUGUGUAUGAUAAUAUCGUACGUGUAUAUCGCGUCUUGCAUUGCUACGGCGUUGUCAUUAUGGGAUACUCUUUUCAGG
This is a messenger RNA of Alternaria rosae, 2814 nucleotides long. RefSeq names its product TFIIH basal transcription factor complex helicase XPB subunit. Gene Ontology annotation, biological process: transcription initiation at RNA polymerase II promoter; nucleotide-excision repair. Gene Ontology annotation, molecular function: DNA binding; 3'-5' DNA helicase activity; ATP binding. Lineage: Eukaryota; Fungi; Ascomycota; Dothideomycetes; Pleosporales; Pleosporaceae. The record is from RefSeq and is a predicted model, not a curated record. The transcript has a single exon. Gene Ontology annotation, cellular component: transcription preinitiation complex; nucleotide-excision repair factor 3 complex; transcription factor TFIIH holo complex. Bases 323 to 2737 code for a protein of 804 amino acids.